Agrilus planipennis (emerald ash borer) is the source of this 1439-nucleotide messenger RNA. RefSeq lists its product as uncharacterized. The coding region runs from base 382 to 1377 and encodes 331 amino acids. The record is from RefSeq and is a predicted model, not a curated record. The transcript has 6 exons. NCBI's taxonomy places the organism in Eukaryota, Metazoa, Arthropoda, Insecta, Coleoptera, Buprestidae.
GCGAGAACCAGGCUCAGAAAUGAUAACAGGAGGAGACCGAACGAAAUGUCCUGGCUUGGCUACAGCAAACGGCAGUCUUUCGUGGCAUUUGGUCCGGUACAACUCGUUCGGUACAAAAAUGUUUUUGAUCUUAACUUAAAUCGUCAAUAAAAUCGUGUAAUUUAAGACAUGAAGUUCAAACAGAAAAAGACAAAACCUCGCACCGUAUAACGCAUAAAGUUAACUGUGCUCUCUUCAAGAAUGUACCCUUUGUGUUCUUGUUUGUAUCUACCACCGAACCGCAGCAGGGGCAAUAGCAGGUUAUUGCCUUUCUGUUGACCGUAGAAAGUGAUUACAAUUCUCCUUUUUAACGUUCUAUAACGGCGUGAUAUUAGAAUAAAUAUGCAGUGCAUUUCUUCGUUUAACAACAAAAAAGUCACCAUCAAUGGUACCGCAAGUCACCAAAAGAAAAGAGCGUGGCCUAGUCAAUUAUUGAAGGAAGACCAAAAAUCGAUAUGCAAUUCAUCAAAUGACACGUCGGGGGCUAAAAGAAGAUGCCCCCAGUCGAUUUCGCGUCUACAAGUAGAAAAAAUCGAGGGCGGCCUGAUGGUGGCGGGGGUGGUUGUAGCCGCCAAUUGCCAAAUUAUUUUGCCCAUUUUUGGAUUUCUGUUUCUACUUGUCGGCUGCGUCCUUACAGCUGCGUCAUACAGGGGUCCUGGCGAGCACGAGGAGCCUGAUCAUUAUGCAGAAAGGAUCGCGUUCACAGGAAACAACAGGAUCCUCGGUCCAGCAUGCAUAGUGGUCGGUUUCGUCAUGUUCCUAGGUGGUAUUCUGCUCUGCUUCCUGACGAGGAGGGCUCGACGAAGGGAACAAACCAUCGGCUUCCACUGUCCUCUCCAUGGGGACUUUUAUCCCCUGAGUCCCGUCUCUAGUUCCAAAACCGUAGCUGCUAUCGAAAAUGACCAAAGGUCAUUACUAUGUUGGGCACGGGGACGUGUCCCAAGGGCUGCAGCAGGGGUAGUACCACCCCAAUGCCCCCAUAGUCAAAUAUCUAGCACAAGAAGUUCGGUUGCAAGCUCACCACACAGCCCAUGCCCUACACCUUUACCGUUUUUGGUCACUUCAGGAUCUUCGAGUGGAUUAAUACCCACAACUGUUCAGCUCUCACCAGACCAACCUUUUGGCUCAAUUCGCUCACUAACUGCUGGAAGAGAGGUGGCCAGUUUUCCCCUUUCGAGGACACCAACCCCACCGCUCAACAGUGGUAAAUCCAACGAUAGUCAAUAUUCGGACGAAGAGAAACUGUUCUCUCCAGAUCGUGAUUCGGCGUCGUCAGGUCAUAAAAAUGAUACAAGAAAAUCCGUUUCAAUAAUAUUACCGACCGAAGACAACGGAUGACCACUUACCACAUAAAUUUCGCUCAGCCUGCUACUAUUAUUAAUAUUAAUNUAAUAACAUAA